AAGGUGGUUUUGAAAUCGUGGGCUCCUCUUAGCUCCUUCCAGAGACCGGGGAGAUAGACAAUGGUGAUGCCGACUAUCCGGCGUGGGAGCCGCACCGUAUCCAGUUGCGGAAAUCCAACGAGCUUCCACCGAGCAGAUUCUAAAUGAAAGGGGAAGAGGAGGUCUACAGACUUACAUGUUCGACAACAUCGUAUAAGUAUCGUCUUUUCUGCCCACAUCUUUUGCUUCUAUUCUCGAUACCCCAUCGAGCUUCUUCAUUCACACUCUUUUCAACCACAUUCUUUUUCUUCACCGACUCUAGUCUCUCAUUCGACAUUCCUGUACAUACUCGAAGUAUCCCACGUGUUGAUCACAUACCAAAAUAAAUCAAGAAACGAUGAAGUUCCUCUCCGUUGUCGCGGGCCUUAGCGCCCUGGCUGCCGCCGCCCCCGCCGAGCUCGACACCCGUGCCUCGUGCACCUUCACCGACGCCAAGACGGCCAUGUCCAAGAAGACCUCCUGCACCGACAUCGUCCUCAACGGCAUCAAGGUCCCCGCCGGCGAGACCCUCGACCUCACUGGCCUCAAGGACGGAACCAAAGUUACCUUCAAGGGCACCACCACCUUCGGCUACAAGGAGUGGGAGGGCCCCCUCAUCGCCAUCGGCGGUAAGAAGGUCAGCGUUGUCGGUGCUUCCGGCAACUCCAUCUCCUGCGAGGGUGAGCGCUGGUGGGACGGCAAGGGAGGCAACGGUGGCAAGAAGAAGCCCAAGUUCUUCAAGGUCAAGAUCAACGACGGAUCCAUCUCUGGCCUGAACGUCAAGAACACCCCGGCCCACGGAUUCUCCAUCAACAGCGUCUCCGGCCUCAAGGUCUCCAACAUCCUUUUCGACAACAAGGAGGGUGACUCCAAGGGAGGCCACAACACCGAUGCCUUCGAUGUCGGUCAGUCCUCUGACGUGACCAUCUCCGGCGCCAAGGUCUACAACCAGGACGACUGCCUGGCCAUCAACUCCGGUACUGGCAUCACUUUCGAGAACGGAUACUGCUACGGCUCCCACGGUCUCUCCAUCGGCUCCGUUGGUGGACGUACCGACAACACCGUCCAGAACAUCAUUAUCCGUGACUCGACCAUCGAGAAGGCCGACAACGGUAUCCGCAUCAAGACCAUUGCCAACAAGACCGGUAAGGUCAACGGUAUCACCUUCGAGAACAUCACCCUCAAGAACAUCAACAAGAAGGGCAUUGUCAUCCAGCAGGAUUACGAGAACGGCAGCCCUACCGGCAAGCCCACCGCCGGUAUCCCCAUCACCAAUGUCACCGUCAAGAACGUCAAGGGUACCGUCGCCGCCAAGGGCACCAACGUGUACAUCCUUUGCGCCAAGGGUGCCUGCUCCAACUGGAAGUGGUCUGGUGUAUCCGUUACCGGUGGCAAGUCCUCUUCAGAGUGCUCUGGUAUUCCCUCCAGCUCCGGCGCCAAGUGCUAAAUGCUUGAUGAUGGGAAGUUCAGGAGCGGUGCUCCCGGAUUGAAGUUACCAUGACUGAAAAAGGUCAGGAUUGAAGUUGCGAGUGAUGACCUUGCGACUUGGGUGGAAUUUGUGCCGUGAGAUUCCCACUUGGGAUUCCAGCUUGUCAUCGUUCGAUUCUUAGAUACCAUUCGCGGAAUACAACUUAAUAUUCAACUCG
Molecule: messenger RNA, 1664 nt
Organism: Colletotrichum phormii
Lineage: Eukaryota; Fungi; Ascomycota; Sordariomycetes; Glomerellales; Glomerellaceae
Product: endopolygalacturonase
Exons: 2
Coding region: 377-1465 (362 amino acids)
Biological process (GO): pectin catabolic process
Cellular component (GO): extracellular region
Molecular function (GO): polygalacturonase activity
Source: RefSeq, a predicted model, not a curated record